UGUCAUAAAAGUCAGAAGCAUAGAACAAGCAUCAAAUUGAUUUCUGACGCACAACACAAACACUCAUUUUUAGUCAUUAGCAGUUUGGGUAAAAAUGAUUCGUCUCUUAUUCCGUGUGACCCGCAUAAAGCGAAUGACCGGAGACUGGACUGAACCGGCUCCUAAUCGAGCGGGGCAACAACAACGGGAACAACAACAUUAACAAAAGCAAGCAAAGAGCAGAAGCCAACGCAAUCAACCCGAAAACCUCAGAAACCAAAGCAAAGCCAAAGCCAAAACCAAAACCCAGACCAACUGAAGCAUCCACUGUCCACCGCGGAUCGUUGCCUCUUUUAACGCUGAUGAUGUCAUGCGGGUGGCACGAAGGAGGAGAGGACAGAGAGAGAGAGAGAGAGGCUGGGGAGGGGAAGCAUUGGCAACUGGAUACGGCAAUUUGGUUUGGGGAUUUCGCACGCUGCUCAAAAUCUACCUAAAUAAUGAAGCACAAUUUGCAAUACCCUCUCAUUUUGGUCAAUGGAUCCAACAUAUUAGGUAGCAGCAGACAGCAGCCGUUGGCGAAGAAACACGUUCAUUAAUUAAUUUGACAAGUUAAUUUAUUUGGACUGGAAAGGUUAUUCAUGCCUCACAUUCCCAUCCAGUCGCAUCGCAAUUUGAAACAAAGCACCCUUUUGCUGUGGCAUGGCAACCCUAAGCGCAUUAACCAUGGCAACUAAAAUGGUUGACACAACAGAAAACACAAUUCUAUUUCUGCCAACAGUACAAAACAUAUGUCGAGCUUUUUCUAUCCUCCAGCAGCACCCAAAUAUUUACACAUUCAACUCAACUCAACUUCAUGUACGAAGCGGGCAGCGAGCAGAUCAAUUGCAAUGGGGCAGUCAUAGCGCUGCCCUCGCUGGAGGUGGUCAAAGCAGUGCCCAACAUGCCAUCAGAUGCAAACAUCGAUUGGCUGCUCCACAUUUAUUUUACACGUCGAGAAUUCGAGCGAUGUCGUCGUCUUAUCGAACGUGAGUUGAAUCGUCAUUUGAAUGCGGAGUAUCUGUACUUUGUCAAGGGCUUAAUUGACCGCGAAGAUGGCAACAACAUCGAGGCACUGCGUAAUCUGCAGAAGGCUGUCGAACUCAACUCAAAAAACAUCGAGACGUACAAGGAAAUCGGUCGCACGCUCUAUAAUAUGGGACGUUUUGGGCAGGCGUUGAGUGUUUUUCGUGAGGCCGAACAGCACAGUCCACGCAGGGAUCAUGAAAUCUAUCAUUAUCUGGGUGAGCUGCUUUAUCGUGCGGCUGCCACGCAACCACAGCUGGAAAUGGCCCGUCAACAGCAGGCCGAGGCCAGGGGCUACUUUGAGCUGGCCGUGCAGACGGGCAAAAAGUUGGAGAGCUACGUGCGCCUGGCUGAGCUCUAUCGCAAGGAUAAAGAGUACCAGCAGGCCAUUGAUGUCCUUGAGGCGUGUUUGCACUUGACACCCGAAAACGCCGAAGUUCUCACCGAAAUCAGCGUAUUGUAUCUGAAAAUCAAUGAAACCCAAAGAGCCUACGAUCGCUUGACGGAAGUCGUCAACAUUGAACGGAAGUGCACGCCUAAAGGCUUGCUAGCCCUGGGCGCCAUUUUGCAGUCGCGCAACGAUGUGGAUGGCGCCUUGGGCAAAUACAGUCAAAUCGCAGAUGCCGAGCCGGAAAUUGCCGAGCUUUGGAAUAACAUUGGCCUCUGCUUCUUCAAAAAGCAAAAGUUCAUUGUGGCUGUUUCAUCGCUGCGCAAAUCUAUUUGGAUAUCGCCCCUCAACUACAAUGCAUUGUACAAUUUGAGCCUAAUUUAUAUUGCCUCCGAACAAUAUGCCAGCGCUUUUCACACGCUGGCCGCAUCGAUAAACCUGCGCAAGGACAAUGCCGAAUGCUACAUGUUGCUAGGAUUGUGUCUACGCAAACUGGACGAUACAGAUAAUGCCUUUGUAGCCUUCGAACGUGCAUGCAACCUCGCUCAGGGUCAACAAGGUGGCAUGCGGCACCCGCUCGUGUUUCUGAAUUUCGCACUCUUCUGCUACGAGACCGGACGUCUGGCGCUGGCAACGGAGCAGUAUAAUCGCUUUAUGGCCCACGCUCAGGACCUGUUGCUGCCCACAGAAUUUAAAUUUCAGGCAACCAAACUAAAGUCCUUGCUGCGCAUUUCAAGCCACAAUCAUGGCAUUCUAGGUGACGAUGAGGAUGCUGCUCAGUUGGAGGCAGAUGCCAGUGAAGUGCCAGAGGAAAUGCCCUUGGAAGUGAAUGCAGUUGUAAGCCAAAACUGAGAGAGACACACAGAGAAAUAGAAAUAAACAACAUCGCAGUAAAUUAACUCACAUCGAACAUUUAUUUGAACGUGUUCUUC
Messenger RNA from Drosophila albomicans, 2361 nucleotides. It is a transcript of the gene BBS4, whose product is annotated as Bardet-Biedl syndrome 4 protein homolog. The record is from RefSeq and is a predicted model, not a curated record. The transcript is spliced from 11 exons. Gene Ontology annotation, biological process: cilium assembly; protein localization to cilium. The coding region runs from base 833 to 2281 and encodes 482 amino acids. Gene Ontology annotation, cellular component: ciliary basal body. Gene Ontology annotation, molecular function: protein binding. NCBI's taxonomy places the organism in Eukaryota, Metazoa, Arthropoda, Insecta, Diptera, Drosophilidae.